Vicia villosa (hairy vetch) is the source of this 1101-nucleotide messenger RNA. RefSeq lists its product as uncharacterized. The record is from RefSeq and is a predicted model, not a curated record. The transcript is spliced from 5 exons. Lineage: Eukaryota; Viridiplantae; Streptophyta; Magnoliopsida; Fabales; Fabaceae. The coding region runs from base 1 to 1101 and encodes 366 amino acids.
AUGCAGGAUCUAUCGAUCAUAACAAAUAUUAUUAAAGAGAAGUACACACAAUUCUGGCCGUCUUAUGGAGCUGUACAUGAAGAUGAUAAGGAAAAAUGGUUUCAGGCAUUUAAGGAGUAUUGUAUUUGGGAUGUUAGAGAUGAGGCCGCGAUUAAAGAAAACUUUCACUCCAAAUGUGCUGCUCGAUUUUCUGAUACUAUGAGGAAUGUUAGACUGAAAUGGGAAGCAAAAGGGACACGUCCACGUUGGAUAGGAGAAGAUAUAUUCCCAAAGCUUAUUGAUCAUUGGAAUUCUGAUAAGUUUAAGGAAAUAUCGGAGCAGGCAAAGAAAAAUAGAGCAUCUGAAGUUGGUGGCUGCAACUACGCAGCAGGAAGUAUUAGUGUGGCUGAAGUUGCGCGAAGAAUGCGUGAAGAAUUAGGCAGAACUCCACUUCUUAAUGAGCUUCACAUGGAGACUCAUCUCAAGAGAAAUGGAGAGUUUAUUGACGAGCGCGCAAAAAUCACACAAGAGAAUUUUGAUAAAGAACUUGCCCUAAAGUUGUCAGAGCAUCCUGAAAUACCUGAACCACCACCGGGGUAUCCUGUUGACCCUAGUAUUGGUUUUCAAACUUGGUAUAAGGUUUCAGGUGGAAAGAAGAAAAAUGGGAGAGUGUAUUGUGCUGGAGGGUAUUCCAAAAAUAUCAAGCGGCGUAGUAGAGAUUUCAAAAUGAGAUAUGCUGAUGGAGAAGGAUCAUCCACUCCACCUAUAUUAACCGCCGAAAUGCUUGAAACUGUGAGAAACUUGGCAAAUACUGAGGCAGCACAACAAGUAUCAGCAAGAAAUUUGGAAAUUGAAGAGAUGAAGAGAAAACAAUUAGAGAUGCAGGAGGAAAUGCAAAGAAGAGAAAGAGAAUUACGGGAAGAAAUGAGGAGAGAAUUUCAGGAAGAAUUGAGGAGGCAGGCACAAGAGUAUCAAGAAGCAAUGCGAAUUGCAAAUGAGCGGUCACAAAGGUUUGAUCAAUUUUUUGCUUCACAGAAUAUGGGUGGAGGUGGAUUUGGAGGAACUAGUGGAUAUGGAGGAGCUGAUGAAGAAGAGGAGGAACAAGAUGGGGGGAAUAAUUAA